AGACAACCGCCGAAGUCUCGCCGAUCACGGAGGUGCGUAGGUUUCAAGAGAAGGCACAUUUGUUGUCCUGAUUUUUGCGACUUCUUYAUCACAACKUUGUCACUUCCCAUCUGACAAAUUCAUCUUUCUUCAUUUACUAGGUCUGAAGUGCGCUGGAAAGUUCGCCAAUCAAAGAAUAUCCAAACUAUAUUGCGUUGCUAUUAUUAACGAAGAGGACGAUGAAGAUGUUCGAAAAAAAUUAUGCUUGGGUCUCUGCACGUUACUGAAAAAGUGUUCGAACGGAAAGAUCGUAGAAGACUGCAAACGACAACUUGGUGACAGCGGCGCAAGUAUCUUUGCAGACAUCGCAAAAGCGAACGAGUCAUCACUGGGUAUUCCCUCUCUAGUAUUCGCAGCUACCACCGAUUGGGAUCAGUUUGUGACGAUUGCCUUGAACACGGACCCCGUAGCGACGAUUGGUGACUCGAAGCUAUGCCGAUCARUCUUGGAGAACAUGACGCCGACCUCUUGGGAAGAUAUUGUCGGCCCUCCUCUCUUGCUGAAACUCAAGGCGAAACCCGAAAGUUUAUUACCAAUGGUAGAGGGCUUCAUGCGGUUUGCAAAUGCAGCUGCUAUAGGACCGUCGAAGAUUGUAGUCGAAGAAUAUUUAACAGUGUUGUGCAAGUUUUUGAAAAGUCCCAAGCAAAAAGUUCGGGACCUUUCUUCUUCGAUUUUACAGCACAUUGCGAAAGCCGUCAUUGAUCAAGAGCAGGAGGAAAGUUUGUCGAAGCUAKUAGAUAGUGUUGCCGAAACAAAAGGCCUGRCCCUACCACACCAGAGGCAAAUUGUAUACCACACACUUUAUCAAAUUGGCAACAACAUAACAGCAACAGGUUCGAUUGAAGUGAAGAAGAGCACAGCUUCGGCAGUGCUAUCCGGAGUUGGCGUGCCAUUGGCUAAAGAGGCCAAAGCAGCGAAGCAAAAUCGAGAACAGGGCCUACAAGCUUUGAUUUCAUGGAUUGUCAUCGCGAGAAAGAAUGGUGUGGGCAGUGGUGACAAAGGKUAUGAUGACGCCUUAACUUUUGUUCGCAAACCCGUGAUUGCAAAGAAUGGACCCGAUACCGUGGAGAAUAUCGGGGCCAUGGUCCAGCAAAUCAAUCCCGACACCAUGGAGAAUAUUGUGCUGGACCUUUGGAAGGAUCCAAAAUUUGUGAAGGGGUUGGAAGCAUUCAUUGAACAGGCAAACAAAAAACAUGCAUCGUCAUCUUCAAUAGCACCUGUGGACGGCUUACUGGCUAUCUACCUAAGCUUGGUACAUGUUGGAGUUUCGUCAUCCAAAUUAUCACCCCUUAUUGAGAAAGCCCUUUCGGCGGGUUCGAUGUCUAUUGGAAAGACCACKUUUGUAUACGGAAAAGCAGCMACCAAUGCCGUGUCAUCAAACUCAAUUGUAGGUCUAGUUUUGCCUCAAAUUAUUUCGAUGUUCACAAAGAUUGCYUCUAGUACCAACAUAAAGCAGGGUAAGAUGAAAGCAUCUUCUUCCAGUGUUCGUGCCUUGGCCUAUUGCACAUCCUAUCCUGUUGCAAGGGGAAAGAAAAGUCCGAGUGAUUCGAUUGAAUCGACACUUCGAACUGUUUUGGACUAUGAAUCAAUUGCUAUCCCACUGAUCGAGGCACUCUACGUCUGUGUUAAUGAACAAUCUGUGGAAUCGGGCAGUGCUAGUACUGUCUCKKUAGAUACCGUACGCCAAAUUGCUGGAAUGCUUUCUACUCGAUCUCUUUCGGCGGGGUCAAUGGCAAAAGCUCUGAUCUUGAUGCACUUGGGAACUUCUCAAGAAACCGUGGAUGCUGAAGAUGAAGAGGAAGAUGGAGAACGUAGUGCAUUAGUAGAGAACACAACCACAGCACUAAAGGCUCUCGUGGUGUCUUGUGGAAAUCAAAAUGAAUUUAAGUCAACCAUCUCUGAAAUAGUCGCUGAGCAAGCAUCAGCUGCCAGUUACACKGACAAGGAAGUCGCCAUCAGYGAAAGCUUACACCUGGCUUCGCAGAGUCUCUUGAUUUCCCUUGGUAACGCCGCAUCUAAUUUUAGCCCCUUGUCUGAUGACCCUGAGGAUGACGAUAUGAAACCUUUUGCAUUUGCUAUGGAUGUUUUGACGAAUGGGAUAUCUACGCGGCUUGCCGAUGGGUUGGUUCCUAUUACGUGUGAGAUCGAUGGGCUUUUGACUGAUGAUAUUGCUUUGUAUACGAGUMCUAUGGGUACUCUUCACGUUGARGAUAACUUGAAAGAAAAGACAAACGUGCCUACGAAGGAUACCGGAAAAAGCAGGAGGACCGAAGACGAAGAAUGGGAGCUUCAGAUCAAAAAAGAGUUGGCAAAGAAAAAAUCAGCUUCCACUGAAAAAAGUUCGACACUUUCGGCGGAUGACAGAAARWUGGUUGAAAAACAAGAUGAAAAAAGACGGGAAAUUACAACAUUGAUCGAGGGGAAAUGCUAUCGUCUACUGACAUCAAUCGAGUCUCUCGUUAGUUCUGAUAUCGAAAUCGGAAACUCAUGUUURCCGACCCUCUCGCCUGCCGUUCUUCAGUUAUCGAUUCUAGAUUGUCCUGCUACCGACAAUCUCAAUGAAAUGAAAGAAAGACUCUCCAAGACUCUGACUUCCUUGGCUGCAUGCGUUUAUGAAAUUGAAGAGGAAUAUGCUCCCAUGAUGGCAACAGCUUUAACCAUCAGUUGCAAAAAUCCUGAAAAAUCYGAGGCAAAAACGGAAGACAAACCUUCGGAUACCUCUACUAGAUUUAUUGUUCAUGCUCUUCCCACACCAUGCGAGCCAGCUGCUAAUGCUGUUUUCGAAAUGGAUGAAUUUCAAGAAGAAUUGUCUGGCCCUUCUUUUGCAUUCCUUUUUCCGAUUAUUCGUGCUGCCUUGAUGGGUCCGCGAACUGUCCCAGGGUGUGAAGGAGCCCUUCGUGUAUUGGAGAGACAUACAGUGUUGCUUGUUGGAGACGAUGCCGAUGAAAAUGUUAAGCUACUACGCGCGGAUAUGGUAACAAGUGUCCUUGAACUACUCAAACAUGAUCGUGCAAAAGCAUUCGUUGAUCCUGACCCUUAUGAGACUUUAGUGGCUUGUUAUUCCACGGAUGAAGAUAAUGAAUCUGGCCCGGCACUUACGACUGCUGAGCUGGCACCGCUCUUGGACGAACGAGGUGCAUUAGGCGAAAAAAACUGCCGCGUAGCUGCUAUGAUUGCCUUAGGAUCAAUUGCUUCGAGUCACAAAAAGAUCGUGAAAAAUAACCCUCUGAUUGAGAAUAGGGUCUGGCUGAAUUGUUUUGAGGAUGAUGAAUCCAUUCGUGCAGAAGCAAGAAAGACAUGGAAUAUAAUGAACAGCAAAAAUGAAACGGACGAAACACUACCGCCGCCCUCACCGAUGUAUGCAGUUCCUCUUCUCCCUCUAUURCAUAGUAGCAACCCUGGAAUAGCUGCUGCCGCUGCGAAAGCAUACGCUUUUGGUAUGAAAGCUCACCCAAAAGGUGUCAACAGAAAUCUCAAGAAGCUUUGUAAUUCGUACAUAGAUUCAUGCCCUCAACCCGAAGGUGCAGGAAAGCCGGCAUCGGGAGCUGGAGCGUUUCCGAAGGCAAAUUUCCCAACACCUGCUCCACCAAAAGCAAAAGCACCUGCACUUCCGAAAUUGAAGAAGAAAACUGUCAAGAAAUCUCCAUUAGGGUUGGCAGCGAUAGGUCAACCAAAACCAAAAAAAGUUUCGAAAAAGACGAAAAAGAUGACGUCAGCCAUGUUGAAACCAAAGCAAGAGAGAACCUUGGAUCAAGCUGCACUCGAAGACCAGUUUAAAAUUGGACCAAAGACAACACCUGCAGAAGAGGAUGCACCAGAGAAGGUUUCUAUCAGAACUGGGGUACUUCGAGUCCUUGCUGCGUUUCCCAGCGCUGAGCUAGAGAUGGAUACUGAUACUCUAAAACUACUUACAUCCUUCCUCAUGGCUUACGGUAUCGCAGACGGAAAUGAAGAUGUGAAGAAUACUUCACGUAACGCKUUGAAGGACAUUAUUGUUUCAUAUGGAGCAUCUGACGAAGCCAUUGCUUUCCUUUUGCCGCAUAUCGACGGUAUUUUGAAGAAUGGACUCGCAGACUCCCAGGCUCUUGAUGACUUACCCAAAACCAAAAUUGCUGAAAACACAGAAUCAUCGAAUCGCAGAAAAGAAGGAGCCGUCGUGGCACUGGGAUCUGUGGCUCUGCACCUGAAAGGUCCUGAAAAUGCCAUGAAGAUUGACAACUCUGUUGAUAUGCUAAUCAAUUCACUGAAGACGCCGAAUGAAGAUGUUCAAGCGAGUGUGGCUGAUGCGUUGACCAAGCUCAUGAAGAAGGGAAACACGCAGGCAAGAAUUGAAGAAAUUUUAGAUCAACUGGUGGCUGUUUGUUUGGAAGGAGACUCACAGGCAACUAGGCACGGUGGUGCGUAUGGAAUUGCUGCGGCGGUGAAGGGGAGUGGCAUUGCCUCUCUAAAGAAGUUCGGUAUAGUCACAAGGCUCGAAGAAGCUUGCGCCGAAGGCUCAUCAAGCAACAAAGAGGGUUCAUUGUUUGCAAUCCAAUUGUUGUGCACCAGACUUGGUCUUCUUUUCGAACCCUAUGUAAUUGUGUUGCUACCUUCACUAUUGAAAGCAUUCGGUGAUGGAAGCGAUGAGGUACGGAAAGCAGCAUCCAAGACUGUGGGGGUAAUCAUGAGCAAGUUGUCCGCACAUGGAGUAAAAUUAGUUUUGCCUGCAGUUCUUACUGCUUUCAACGACAGCUCAUGGAGGACUAAGCAAGCUUCUAUUGACAUGCUUGGUGCGAUGAGCCAUCUUGCRCCGAAACAGCUUGCUUCGGCAUUACCCAAGGUUGUCCCAAAGCUCACUGAAGCCUACGCUGACACUCAUCCAAAAGUCAAAGGAAGUGCUCAAGGAGCUCUUGACGAGAUUAGUAGUGUCAUUCGCAAUCCCGAGAUCCGUGAUAUCAGUCCGAAACUGCUGAAGGCUCUAACGGAUCCUGCCAACAAGACUCUUUCAGCUCUUGAAGCUCUAAUCGAAACAGAGUUCUUACAUGCGAUUGAUGCUCCGAGUCUUGCUUUGAUUGUACCAAUUCUUCACCGUGGUCUUCGCGAUAGGGCAGCUACUACGAAACGAUAUGGUGCUCUUAUCACUGGAAACAUUUGUACGAUGAUUAAUGAUCCACGAGAUUUCAUUCCCUACAUUCCUACUUUGAUGCCAGAUCUGAAAGGUAGCCUACUUGACCCUAUCCCCGAUGUGAGAAGCAUUGCUGCAAAAGCUUUAGGAUCGUUAACGAGAGGGCUGGGUGAAGAUGCUCUGCCCGAUCUUCGUCCAUGGUUGUUAGAACAACUGAGAUUGGAGGAAUUGAGUUCUGCGGAACGCAGUGGAGCUGCUCAAGGUUUGACUGAGGUAUUGAUUGCUUCUGGAAAUGCUGUUGUUGAGGCGUUGAUGUUGGACGACAUAUUGCCACUUUCAAGUCACCCAUCCCAUAGUACGCGGGAAGGUGUUCUCUGGGUAUUAUGUUUCCUUCCGCCAGCCAUGGGGCAUGGAUUUACUWCGAUGUUAGAUGAAAGUCUUCCAGCUCUCAUCAGUGGUUUAUCGGACGAAAAUGAGCAAGUACGGGAAGUGGCAAUGAAAGCUGGUCGCGUUUUGAUCCGAAGUCACGGCAAGGUUCACUUUGAUAAGAUUCUACCUAUAUUGCAAAAUGGUAUGACUGACGAGGACUAUCGAAUCCGUUUGUCGUCGCUCAUGCUUCUCGGUGAUUUGUUGAGUAUGAUUGGAGGCACCACUGUCUUACGGACAGACGGAGACACCCAAGACGACAUUAGAAAAGCUGAAAGAGCUCAGGCACAAAUUACGCARGUUUUGGGAAUCAAGACAAGAAAUCAAGUACUUAGUGAUAUCUACMUUGCAAGAAGUGAUAGUGCAUCUGCUGUUCGUCAUGCAGCAAUACAAGUGUGGAAGACAGUUGUCAGCGUCACAGCCCGAACCCUGCGACAAAUUCUCCAGGUCUUGGUUAGCAGAGUUGUCGGAGAUUUGGCAAGCGGAGAUGCCGAGAAAACUGAUACAGCCGGAAAAUGUCUCGGAGAUAUCGUUCGUAAACUUGGAGAUUCUGUUCUUCCCAACGUUGUUCCUGUCCUACGUAACUCGUURUACGAAGGAGAUCAUAACACAAGGCGKGGAGUAUGCGUGGGUCUAUCCGAAGUUAUUCUUUCUUCUACAAAAGACCAGAUUCUUCGAUUCCUUGAUAUUAUUGUUCGAGUUGUGCAAGAUGCAAUUUGUGAUGAUAAUGAUGGUGUUAGAGCCAUGGCGGCCGAAAGCUUUCAAAACUUGUAUAAGUUGGUUGGUAAUGUAGCAAUGGAUGAGGUUGUACCAUCACUUAUGGUGGCGCUUGAAAGCGCGGACGAAGACGAACAGCGAAGUGAACGUGCCAUGAAUGGACUAACUGGAAUCUUGAGUAUCCGAAGUAAGGAUCUUCUUCCUUAUAUUAUCCCAAGGCUCAUACAGCAACCAAUGACAAUAUGUCACGCAAAGGCUAUUGCAAGUAUUGCAACCGUAACAAGUGAAACCCUCUAUUUCCACUUCAAUCACAUCAUACCUGCUCUAUUGCAAGAUCUCUCGAGUGGUAAUGAUGAUAAAGCACAAAUCGAAGCGGUUCGAGAUUGUGCAAAAUCUGUUUUCGAACAUGGAGACGAGGCUGGAGUAAACAAGCUAGUUUCCGAGGUUACAAAGAAUUGCACAAGCGAUAAGGCAGAGCUAAGAAAAGAAAGUUGUUGGAUGUURGGAGCUAUUGUCACRGCACGUAAGUUACUUGGAUUCUACGKUUUGUCCUUGUUUGUCGUAAAUGCCGCGAUUAAUUACCUCGAGUGGAUAAGAAAGGCAUUCAGAGAUAAUAUUGUUUUUGUCAAUUGUUUUUGUCAUAUGUUUUUGUCAUAUGAGAUACUAAAAAAUUCUGUCACUCUGGUAUCGAAUUAUAACUUUUUUUGCUUUCUCUUAACAGGUAAAGAGGCCAAGGACUUUUAUGAUCUCAAUUSUAUCAUCAUCCGUGAGCUUAUUCAUAGAUUUAACGAUGAAAACAAGGACGUUGUCAAGGCCGCAAACAAGGCGUUCGCUGCGUUGUCGAAAUCUGUUCCUGCAGAAGUGCUUGUGGAUGAUAUUGAGUACAUGAGGAACAUCAUUGCCAGUAUGGUUAGCGAUGCCAGGAGAAGGAAAGGUGGUGUCGGAGAUGGAGAAUUCCUUCUUCCAGGGUUUAACAUUCCAAAAGGUGAGUCUUCCAUUUUGAUUAUUCCACCAAUCACUUAUCGCUUGAUCACACUCGUCAUAUCCGUUUCUUGCGAUAUCUUUUGGCUAAUCCGAUUCCCCCUCUGUCCUCAUUUUUGUCAGGUCUCGAGCCGCUGCUCCCGAUUUACCAGAGAGGUAUCCUUUAUGGAACACCGGCCGURCGAGAAGCAUCAGCUGCCGGGCUUGGCGAAGUAAUCAACUUGACUGCGAAUAAGUUCCUUGCUGGCCCUCUUAUCAUCAAGAUGACCGGGCCAUUGCUUCGUAUCGUAGGCGAUCGAAACCCAGCUAACGUCAAGAUCGCUAUUCUACAGACACUAGGGCUCAUUCUUGUCAAGGGUGGCCCCGCCCUYCGAGCAUUUGUGCCCCARUUCCAGACGACGUUUGUCAAGGCGCUCUCCGAUCCUUCCCGCCAGGUCCGAAUAGAGGCAAUCAAUGCUCUCGGGCUUCUCAUGCCGUUGUCGACACGGGUGGAUCCAUUGAUCAAGGAACUCGUCGCUGGAUCUUUGGGAAGAGACUCUUCYGGAGACGACGGUGUGGGUGUUGUCGCGGUUCAAACCGCAACUCUGGAAGCCCUUGCUGUCGUGUUGGCAAAGGGUGGUAAGAAAUCYAAGCUGCCAGAUAGCAUCCCAUCYGCUCUAGAGGCAAGCACGUCCCUAAUUCGUCAUUCUGACGAGUCKGUGCGAGAAGCAGCCGCCAAGGUAACUGGUGCUGCAUGCAACAUUUUGGGUGCAGAGAAAACUGAAGAAACAAUGAAGGACUUUGUUCUGGAUAUCGACGACGACGACUCUGGCGAUAUCCGCGAAGGAAAAGCCUGCGCUAUUCGCCGGGUGUUUUCGGCCGAUGUUGCGAAGAAGUUAGACGGGUCGAUCACAUCGGAAGCACUCGCCGUCGCAACCAAAUACAUGAACGACGAGAAGCUAGCUGUGAAGGAGUCAGGAAUCGUAGCCGUUGGGGCUGUAGUAGGCAGAACGGAAAACCCCGAAACUAGUCUCCGCAGCGUCGAGAAAUCUCUUUUGUCUUUAAUGGUCGGAGAUCUYAAGCAGCGGCUUGAGACGCACCAGGCCAUCGCUCGCUGUCUGUGCCUAUGCCUKGAACUAUCAGACGUCGAUAGCCGCAUUGAACUUUUUGGUCUCAAACUAUUGAAGGCGUGUAUGAGGCUCGCAAUGAGUGGAAAUCAACGUGUUCAAUUUGCCUAUAACGAUGUGCUUUGGCUUGCGUUGAGAGUUUCCGAAGGACAGGAUGGUCUYGACGAGUUUUCUUCGUUGGCAAUGUUUGAAGAUGCAAAACAAAUGAAGAGUAUUUACUCAAAAGUUCUUCUGAAAAUCAAAACAGCCAAGAUUUUGGAGGACUAAUUUCAUUGUAGUCUAGCCAAUGGCAAGGAUGCUGCAAUAACAAAGUUCUCUAGGAAAAAUAACAAAAUUGAAAGUAAUAAAAGAACAUACAAAUUCGAGAACGACCCAUUUUAUUUUACUACUACGAGUUUCGUAACAAUUGAAACCGGACUCCGCCAAAGAGCAAUAAGUAAUAAUUUCAAGUUAUGAAC
Pseudo-nitzschia multistriata is the source of this 8831-nucleotide messenger RNA. NCBI's taxonomy places the organism in Eukaryota, Bacillariophyta, Bacillariophyceae, Bacillariales, Bacillariaceae. The record is from the annotation of a GenBank genome assembly.